Molecule: messenger RNA, 7415 nt
Organism: Osmerus eperlanus (European smelt)
Lineage: Eukaryota; Metazoa; Chordata; Actinopteri; Osmeriformes; Osmeridae
Gene: rp1
Product: oxygen-regulated protein 1
Exons: 3
Coding region: 8-6760 (2250 amino acids)
Biological process (GO): retina development in camera-type eye; axoneme assembly; intracellular signal transduction
Cellular component (GO): axoneme
Source: RefSeq, a predicted model, not a curated record
AGACAACAUGAGUAACACACCCCUGCAAGACCUGCCCUUACAGGGUGUGUCCUCAGCAAGUGUCCAGACCGUGACCUCCAGGACCCUCCUCCAGCCCACCACAGACCCUUCUGCCUCCAGAAGAGUCAGCUUCUACAGGAGUGGGGACACUCAGUUUGGUGGGCAUCACAUGGUCAUCAAUGGCCGCACCUUCAAGACCUUCGAUGCCCUUUUGGACACUUUGUCCAAGAAAGUGCCUUUGCCCUUCGGGGUGCGCACCAUCACGACACCGCGUGGGACGCACCCUGUGAGGACUCUGGAAGACCUCCAUGACGGUGGGUCCUACGUAUGUUCCGAUCAGAAGCGGGUCAAGCCCCUCAACCUCGACGUGGUCAACCGGAGGCAGGUGCCUUGGAACACGACAAGGCUGGUGAGUGCUGGCCGGAGAAAGCAGAGGGGUGUCCCCGCAGUGCCACCGGGGAGAAGGAACAAAGAGGUUAACAGGCCGUCUAGGAUGGCCGAGAGCAGGCUGGCCGUGCGGACACCAAAGAGACUUGUGGUCUUCAAGAAUAGGGACCCUAAUGUCUGGCGCACCAUCAUGUUGCAUAAGAGAACUGCCCCUUCCUUCGACGCCUUGUUGGAUUACCUUUCUCAGGUUCUGCAGUUCCGUGUCGUCAAGCUAUACACAUCAGAUGGCAGGAGGGUUGACGGUCUCCCUGGACUCAUUCUAUGCUCCGGGGUGAUUGUUGCAUCAGGCAAUGAGCCCUUCAGACCUGGAAACUACGAUCCUCAGAGAUCCUCACAGAUGGCCCAGCGGAGCAACUCAGAGUCAGUGGAAGCCUCCAGGUUGCAGCCCCUGACUUACAAAAAUAGAUCGUCCUCCAGCGGAACAAGGUCGAGAAAUUUCUCCUUGUCGUCAGAGAGAUACGUUGUGAAUCAGAUAAACAAGUCGUCGAACGGAAGUUCCAACGGCCAUCGAGCUCAGCGGUCAAUCGAGGCAGACAUCGACCACCGCGGUCAGGGGUCAGUGGACAUGGAGACCUGUGCAGGGCCAGAGAGCAGACAGCACACCUCCAUCGUGCCGCAGGACGACGACAUCGAGAAGUCCUUCCGGGUCAACGAAGACGGCAGCAUGACCGUGGAGAUGAAGGUCCGACUGACCAUCAAGGAGGAGGAGAUGAUCCACUGGACGACCACUCUAAGCCGCUCCAGCCUCAGCAACCACCAGAGGACACUGUGUGCUUCCAAGUCCGGCUCGGUCAACAGCUCCCCUGACUCCAACGACGCCCUGCCCAAAGACUCCACGGCCGCCAGUGAGGACGGGGAAGACGAAACCAAAGAGGACAACCGUCCGACCAGGACAGCAAAGGGGGUGGCCUUCGCUAAGGAGGGAGGCUACGACAAAUGCACGGUGGCGGCCGUGGGCGGGCCCAACUCGAGGAGGACCCCGACGCCGGGCAUCAGCAACGCGAGGAGGAAGAGAGCCUCGGUGGAGAGUGUGAAGGUGGUGACCGAGAACGGAAUUCAAGAGAGCACCACGGGCACCUACUCUUACACGGAGAGGAACGCAGAUGGGGAGAUGACAGAGGGGUACUGUGUGGUCAGACAGAACACCAGCAGCAGCAGGCCGGUGCCCAAGCCCAGACAAACGGGGUCGGCGGGGCCCAGAUGUAACGGCUCUCAGUCCCCCCUCAAGUCGUCGGGGGUCGCUGAGGUACUCCAGAUACAGGGGGAUGGGAUGGAGAUCACGGAGACCGUGAUGCACAUUUACGAGGGGCAGGGCUGCUACGACAACUAUUUUGCGAAUUCCCAGUAUUCCAUGGAGGGAGGGCCUGAGAACAUGCCCCGGAGUAAACCAGCAUCCACAGACUCUGGGCCACGUUCAUCCAGCAAUGAUGUGGAUUUCACCAGGCAGUCCUCCAGCACCGACUCACAGCACAGAGGGAGAGAGGAAAUCUUGUCUUUGUCAUCGGAGCCCAUGUCUCCCUUACAAAAAAUGUGCAAUAACCUCUCCCCUUUUACUGACAAUGAGGCCCACACCAUGGCAGGCUCACGGACACGUUCUCCUCCCAAGGACACGGAAUGCCUGAAGUCAGGGUCAGAAGAGACCCCAGGUAAAGUAGAGAAGAAAAAGAAGACAGUUAAGAUGAAACCAAAGCUGAAGAGUCCAACUUCAACGACCAGCUCGGAUAAGAAACAAAAGGACAACGUAGCAAGCUCUUCAAAGAGUACCAAAACGAAUUCCUCACCCGACAAGAGUAGUACCUCAGGAAAGAAAAGUGGGACUGGAACAGAAAGUGAUAAAAACCUUCAGAACGGUCCUAAAACUGAAAAAGUUAAGAAAAAACACAAAGCAAGUGGAGUUGAAACUACCACCACGAAAAAUAAAGGUUUGGCACUAAACAUAGACAACGUGAAUGGGACGUCUUCUAAAAAACAGCUAAAUAUGAAUAAAAAAGGAGCUAGGGAUAGCUUACUUAAUGUAAAUACACCCGAUUCAGGAGUAGUGAGACCCGCAAUGAAGAAGAACAUGUUAAACAUUUUAUCUCCCAAACACCUUGGACAGGGCAAAAAGAAAAUCACAAAGCAGAAGUCCAUGAACGAGAACAGACUAGCAUCUCCAAAACUGAAUUCAGAGUUGAGUGAGAGUGUAUCCAUGCCCGCCCUUCCCUCUGCACCAUCAGAUGCCCAAGAGUAUGUGGAAAACUGGCUUCAGAAAAUCACUGCAGAGCCUGUGCCCUACGCAGAAGAGGUAGCCUCAGCCGAACCCGAGCACGGAACUAAAGUUAUUUUCCAAAUAGGUGCCGAGUCGGAGUCAGAAGUUAAGGCCGAAGAAGGGCAAGAUUCCACAGGAGAUGGAUGUCUUCCACACAAAGAAAUUCAUAAAUCCAUGUCCUGUUUAUCGGUUCCCGUUGCCUAUGAGGCACCACCCUCAGAUUUACUAAAUACACAGGCUGCACAGAGAAAGGGGCUUUGUAUUUCAAUGCCAAGCGUCCGAAUAGACCCCAAAGAACAAGAAAGCCGACUGAGGAUGCACAAAUCAGCGGCGGCCAUCGUAGUAGAGCGCGAAUCCCCUCCCACGACCAACCACCUGAGCCCCACGGCGACAAUAAGACCUGUCUUACGACAGCUUUGUUCAUCCAUCCAGUCCUUAAGAAGGGCCUCUGGGCCUGACAACCUCACCAGCCUGGAGAAGUCCCACAGCGUGCCUGACUUCUCAUCGCAGGUGCCGUCGGUGUUCGGAUCUCCAUCGAAAGCUCUCCUCUCGUUCCUGUCUGUGAGGACCCUCCGAGAGAGCUUGAAGGGCGACUCCUACGCGGGCAACUCACGAAGCGGCUCGGAGGCCCUGCUGGUGAUGGAAUCCCUGCAGAAGAUUUCCGCCAUCGGUGACGAGGAGGAGCUGAGAGCGAGCCUCUCGGAGCUCCAGAGCAGGACCUCCUGUCAGUUGAGGCAAAGCUGGAAGGACUUCCAGGAGCAGCGCGACAUGCUUGAAAGCCAACCUCUUUCUCCCAAGUUUUCGGAGCAAGAAUUCGCCCUGGACGUGGCCUCUGAAGUUGGCGAGGAUCACAGCAGUCACAUGUUUGACAUGGAGCAGCUCAUGGAGGAGCUGGAUAUGCCCCAAGAACUCAGAGAGCAGCUGUCAACCUUGGUUGGGGCCGGGCCAAAAAUGUACCCUCAAUAUGAGACUGACGUGAGCUGCGCUGAAACUCUGAAAAACAGACGUCACUCUGACUCGGAGGAAGAUCUGGAAUUAUUUGCUGGGGAACGCAAUAAGGCAUCAGAGGUCGAGGCAGGGCCUGAGGACAGUCAUGUAGGCCGGGCUGUACAGGAGGAGGAGGGAAGGGAGCGUAGCAGUGUUGAGCCUGAGGAGGGCGAAAAUCCACACAACGUUCAUGAGGAUUUGGUUGAGAAAGAGGCAGGUGACACUGAAACAGUGCAACAUUCAGAACAUCACACAGAGUCUGAUGAAGGUGGAUUAACAGAAGCUGACAGGACAGAAUCAAACAGAGAAGAAAGAGCUGACUGCAGAUCCACGACAGCAGAUCGACAAGAGAAACUGUCUCUGAAGUCGGGUUCAGACCAGGGCAAGUCAGAUGCAGAAGUAGGUAGUUUAGCUGAAGCUGUACAAUCAGGUGAGGAAGAUACUGGUCACCUAGAACCAGAGCACCCAGCUAAACAGUCAGAAGAUGACGUCAAUGUCUGUGACUCAGCCGGAUCUGAGCGUGAGGAGGAGAAAGAGGUGGAGGAGACCCAGGAAGAGGGAGAGGACGGAGAUGGAAACACGGAACAUGGAGAUGAGGGAGAGGGGGGUGAAGGCGUGGAGCAGGAAAGAGUUGAGGAAGAUGAAGAUUUGGUGGUGGAGACAGAUGAGGUGGAGGACAUGGAGCAACUGCAGGUGGAGGCAGAGGAAGAGGUGAAUCAGAUGGAAGAGGAUGAGGACAAGGAGGAAGUGCAAAGUGACGGGGAGGACAUGCUUAGGGGAAUAGUGGAGGAGGAAGAAGUGGCAAAGGAGAUAGAGGAGGAUGAAGACAGGGAGGAAGAAGGGAACAUGGAGGAAGAUGAGGAAAUGCUGGGGGGCAGGAGCGAUGCGGAGGAGAGGGGAGAGAGAUGGGAUGAUGAGGAAGAGAGAGACGAGAAGAGGGUGGAUGAGGAAGAGAUUGAGGAGGAAGGGGAGGAAGAGAGAGACGAGAAGAGGGUGGAUGAGGAAGAGAGUGAAGAGAAGAGAGAGGAAGAGGAAGAGAGUGAGGAGGAAGUGGGGGAAGAGAGAGAAGAGACGGGAGAGAUUGAGGAGGAAGGAGUGGAGGAAAAGGAGGCGGAAGAGAAGAGGCAGGAAGAGGAUGAGGAGGUGCCAGAGACAGGGAGCGAAGUCGAGGACGGGGAGGAGACAUGGGAGGAUGAGGACGUUAAAGAAGAGGACGUGGAUGACACGCGGGAGAAGGUGGGGGAUGAGGAUGAGAGAGGGGAGGAUGAAGGAGAGAAUGUAGAGGAAGUGGAUGAAACACAGGAGAAGGAUGGGGAGGAGGACGAGAGAGGGGAGGAUGAAGGAGAGAAUGUAGAGGAAGUGGAUGAAACACAGGAGAAGGAUGGGGAGGAGGACGAGAGAGGGGAGGAUGAAGGAGAGAAUGUAGAUGAAGAAGAGACGCAGGAGGAUAGACUAGAGGUACAUGAGAGGGAGGAGGAUGAGGAAGAGGAGGAAGAGGAGAGGGAAGGGGGACAGAGCGAAGGAGAAGAGAGGGGAGACGAAUGUGAGGAUGAGGAAAAAGAGCAAGGGGAGCACGAGGAAGAGAUACAAGACAACGAGGAGGACGAGGAAGAGAGGGAUGAGGAGCACAGAUGUUCAGCUGAAUCUGAUGUUGAGAAUUUAGUCAAAGCACGCACCAUUACAAAGAUACUCGAAGAGGCCACUUACAUGGAAGAGAAGAGUAGCUGUGAAGAGAGUAAAAAUAGCAUCGAAGAGGCAGAGACAAAUAUAUCUAAAGAUGGAGAUUUGAAUUCAGGUUCAAACAACUCAUCACUUGAGAUCAAAGAAUUGGAUGGACAGGGCACGGACACGGCGAAUGAGCUGAAAACGGAAGGAGAGGAAGAUGAAGAGGAUGAUAAAGAGCGCAACCACAGUACUUUACCUCACCCGGUGGAGAUAUCACAGGAACUGCUUGACUUUGUCAACUCUGCCCUGAUGUCAUCCUCCCUGACCUUUACAUAUGACUCCAAAGGCAAUAUCCGAAUUGAACCCGAUAGUGCCCGUAUUGUACCAACAAAAGAAAUUCUCAUUCCCAAAAAGAGAGAGGAUAGUCAAUAUGGGAAAAAACGUCUUCCAAGUCCCAACACGUCCGAUCUUUCUGAUUACAGACCGGAGACCUCAGAGAGCGGAGGGUACAAGUCCCAGGUGUCUACAGACCUCUCUACCGAGAGCGGAGAGGAAGACUCGGAGGCCCACUCUUCUGUCCGAGGAAAACAUACAUUCAAUACUUCUAAUGGAGGCCUGAACAGGGAGCUCACACCCUCUAAAGUAUCUACAGGAAGUAAAGCGGAAAUAUUUAAUCCCAGACUAAAAAGUGGAGGGAGUUUUACCUCUUAUGACUCUAACCCUAGAGCCUCAGCUGAAGACUUGUCCUAUUACAGUGCUGGAAGCUCAUCCAAACCUGACCCAGAGCCUGUGCGGAGCAUCCCUUUACAAACAGACGUUGAGUCUGGUGAUGGGGUUCUGAUAGACCAGGGCAGGUGGCUCCUCAAAGAGAACCACCUCAUCCGCAAAUCCCCUCCCGUCUCCACGGGGAUGUACAGCAAUCUAGACAACACGUCGGGAGACACGGCUCGAAGCAAUUCGAGCGAGGACCUUCCUCACAACCACUGUGCGAACCAACAUUCUGCGCUUGCUGUCCUCUCGUCCUCGGAGCUGGAGGAGAUGGCUAAGCCCGCCACUCCCAACUGCUCCUACUACAACUUGCCCCACGGCAGCGACUCGGACCCUUUCCAGGACAACCUCAGCGUCGGCAGUGGGAGGGUCGAGUCCCGGAUGAAAAGAGAUGUCAGGGUGUCGCCGACCAUCGACACCUCCAAGACGUGGGUGAAGAAGAACGGCAGCAUGUCGUCGUUUGCGUCCGUGGAGUUCAAGAUGGCCGACGGGAAAGUGCACCCCGAGGUCAGAGACUCCAGGGAUUCGCGCCUGGCUGUGGAACAACCCAGCCGCUCUCAGAACGUAGUGAGGAGGGCACUGCCAUCACGGGAAUCCCUGGAGUCUCUGCAUGUCAACUGUGGGCAGUACUGUCCUAUACUGUAACGCCUGCGCCACACUCCUGAUUCCACACUGUGUCUGUGAUAGUGGCGUGGUAUUCCGGAUUUAGCUGGUAGUUGUUUUAAAAUGGUUGAAGUCAUAGUACUCCUUAUAAGGACUUAUACUCUCUGCAGACAAGCAGUCGUGUGUGUGUUUGUGUACAGAACUUCUGCAGCUUAAUCUUAUUUCCUGUGUGUGUGGCGACUUAAGAGAGACGUGCCUCAUUUUUAUUUCCAGAUACAUUGUGUCUGAACAUCAUCCAUCUUACUUAUUUUUGUAAAACAACAGGAUGUUGAAUGACAUGGUGCAGCACAGCUAUAAUGCACAGUGUAUUGUAUUGUACUUCUAAGUCAUCUGAUGGGAAGCAUAUUUAAAUCUGUCUACAAAGCCAAAGAAAUUAACGAUUGAUUGACCUUUGAAGGUAGAAUUGUCUACUUUUCAUCUUUGUUCACGGUGAAUUGUAAAUACAGUAUGGAGCAUUGUUUUUCCUUUCAGUCCAGGUCUUGGCAAAAAGGCAAUAUUUAUAGAGCGCUACUGAGAUUUACAAUACAAAGUAAGAGAAAACUAACACAGCGCAUCAGACAUUAUAUGUACAGUAUACUCUUAUGGCAGCUUUUGUCAACAACUGUAUAGCUACUCAUUUCCUUUGAAAAUACGGAAU